AUGCUGCCACGCUUCAAAUAUUACGAUUUACAAGGCCUCACCCCCGAAGAAAAGCAUGCUGAACAGAAAAAACGAUGGCUCACACGGCAGAUGCAGGAUCCUGAGAAAGCAGAAAAGAUCAGGGCAAAGGGUCGCACGAACAAACAAGCUCAAUGUCAACGAGCAAAACUUUUGAAGAACAAUCUUGAUCAGGGCGCAGCACCCCCCAGAUUUCGUCGACAAAGACCAUUGGAGGCACUCUGUGUUCAGCAUGUCUCCCAUCCCAUACCUUUCAACGAUCAUAUCAUCGACCCUGUGCUUCAUAACGUCCCACCACCCCGUCAGACUGCAGAUGCUGUCGUUAUGACCGAUCCACCUCCUCAGCACCUCGCAGACGCAACACGCCACCUAUCCCCUCCUGAUCUCGAUUUAAUAUCCGACAUCCUUGGUAUUCAGGUACUGCAACAAUCAGGAUCCGUCACUUGGGCUGAUGGCCGCAGGACGGUCCUUCCUUGCAUCAUGAGUAGAGGAAUAGACAUAUGUGAAGACAACGAUGCCGCCAUGGUGCGCUUUCUUUCUGAGUUUCUGGAAUCAAAACCUACCUCAGACAAUGUCGCUCAUAUCGAACACAAUGGCAUGAGCAGAGGCUUAUUACAGCAGGCUAUCAGCGAGGCUCUUCGCCACAACAAACCCGUUUUAAUUCAUGGUAGCAAUAUCAAUGAUGCCCCUCUACUAGACGCAGAAUAUCUAGACAAUAAUUUCGGGAUAUCGCCACUGAUGCGUGUGACUAUCCACGCCUUCCCGCCAGAUGUCACAAAACGAGUCAGAGAUUUUACGCAUCCCCACAAGACAGGGACGAUUCAGCAAUUCCUAAAUGACAUCGACAACCCAUCCAAAAUACAAUGUAUACUUGAUUUACCACUCUCCCACAUGGGCCUCCCGCAAGAAUUACAUCUUCUAGACCAUGGCCUCAUAUAUGGUUGGAAUCAGACUACGGUAGAUUGUCCCGUUCGUAGCGGAAAAGUUCACCCAGACAACUUUACCACCAAGUCCUGGGCCUUACUUCACCAUGCAGUGUUCGUGACCUACCCUCAUCACGAUGCUGAUGGUGCUGUAAUGUUUGUCCGUAUCAAAAUUGGUAUCAAGUUCUGGGUAGUCUUCUGCCCCAUACACAAACUCAGUCACACAGCUCUUCAAAAGGGGCAGAUGUUAUUUGCUGACUUCGCAAAAAACUGGGAGGAGAUAAAGUUGACUUGGCGUGCCGAAGUCAUAACACUGUUGGAGGGCGACCUUCUUUUUCAACCCGCCGGCCAAGUUCAUGCUGUAUACACUCCUAAGAAAUCUUUCGUCACUGGGGGAAAAUUCUUCAAUUACGGAUCUCUACAUUUAACUGAAAUAUCCCGCUAUAUCAAUGCUAAAAAAGUGCACUUCCUGACAAACCAGGUUCACGAGAGUGCUCUCGAGACAUUCCAGAGAAUGACCAUAGCUCUUCCGCGACUAUCACCUAGCAUCGAAUUAUAUCACAGGGCAGUUGUCGGCCUCUGCUUGAUGGUGAUCAACCACCACAAGUACAUCGCUUCGAACAACGACCACGGAUACAUCAUCGCCUCAUCGGAGAGCACAGAAAGAGCGGUCUCCAUCGCCACAGCAAUACUUCGUCAAUUCUACAAGGACAUGGCCACGGCACAGCGAGUUUACCGUUCUGGCGAUCAAAGUGACCCAGGUGACUUGAUUUCAAGGGAAGACCUUUCAACAUGCCUUCGAUCGUUCAGCUCUUUUGCAACCUGA
Suillus fuscotomentosus is the source of this 1767-nucleotide messenger RNA. RefSeq lists its product as uncharacterized. The record is from RefSeq and is a predicted model, not a curated record. The coding region runs from base 1 to 1767 and encodes 588 amino acids. The transcript is spliced from 5 exons. NCBI's taxonomy places the organism in Eukaryota, Fungi, Basidiomycota, Agaricomycetes, Boletales, Suillaceae.